Molecule: messenger RNA, 1313 nt
Organism: Photinus pyralis (common eastern firefly)
Lineage: Eukaryota; Metazoa; Arthropoda; Insecta; Coleoptera; Lampyridae
Product: 15-hydroxyprostaglandin dehydrogenase [NAD(+)]-like
Exons: 6
Coding region: 319-1224 (301 amino acids)
Cellular component (GO): cytoplasm
Molecular function (GO): oxidoreductase activity, acting on the CH-OH group of donors, NAD or NADP as acceptor
Source: RefSeq, a predicted model, not a curated record
CGGUCUCGAUCGAUUAACGAGGCGGGGCUAGACGAAGUAAGUGGGGAAAGCAUGAACCAGCUCCAGACAGCGUUCUUCUUCUAGCUGAAUCUCCGAUACUUUGUAUGGCGGCUACUCUUCUAGGCUGGGGCGUAUGCCUUUCGCCGAGAUAACAUGACCCAGACACUCACGUCCUUGCAGCAAAGGUGGCAUUCGGUUCGAUUGGCACGAAGUCCCAGUUCCUGGAGAGUCUUGAGGACGGUCUUUACGGCCCUGAUGUGUUCUUCAAACGUUGACGACAGCAGGAUUAGAUCGCCCAAAUAAGCAAACUAUUAUGCAAUGGAAUACAUUUCGAGGAUGAUGAACAGCAUCGCCAUACCAUUUUUGGCACUAAUUACCUGCGCGAGCACAGGCAGUUAUGAUUUUAAUGGAAAGAUUGCUUUGGUCACCGGCGGAAACCGAGGGAUCGGUUUGGGCAUCACCACCCAGCUUUUACGCAACGGAGUGAAGGGAGUUACCAUGGUCAGUGUUAACGAAACGCGUGGAAGUAAGGCCGUUCGGUUACUAACUGAGAAGUUUGGGAGUGGAAAAGUGAUCUGGCUCCGAGCUGAUGUUAGCGACGAAAGAGAACUUGAGGAAGCGUUUAAUGCAUCAAUUGCCCACUGGGGGGCUUUGGAUAUUGUUGUCAAUAACGCCGGAGUGUCUGACGAACCACACCCGGUUAGAUUAAUUAAUGUUAACUCAGUGGGAGUAGUGCAAGGCACCAUAUUAGGGUUCAGGUACAUGAGUGUAGCUAAAGGUGGACGUGGUGGGGUUGUAGUUAACGUGGCUUCAAUUUAUGGAAUAGACCCUAGCUUAAUAAUACCAGUUUAUAGCGGUACGAAAGCCUUCGUUAUCGGACUGGGACGCUCAUUUGGAAGUCAGCUUUAUUACAACCACAACAAGGUCCGCGUAAUGACAGUCUGUCCAGGGGUCACCAACACCGAUCUUAUAAGUGACGAGUCAAUUAUGACGUCCACAACCAAUGAAUUUCUACCAGGACUCACGGAGAUUGGCUAUGUAGGGUCCAAGUUUUUAUAUAAACAAACACCUGAUAAUGUGGGUAAGGCCGUAGUGGUAAUGCUAAAUAAUGGUGAUAGUGGAAGCGUUUGGGUAUCAGAAUACGAUCAGCCACCUUAUGAAGUUGAAUUUCCGGAUAGGAAAUCAAUGAAGAAGAGCAGUUUCAUCGAUCAACUAUUCGACUAGCAGAUCGAGGAGUCACCAAAUAUUACUCAAAAAUUAAUUAAAAAUUUCUUCCAUCGAAAUACAUGUUAAUAAAAGUUUGUAUCACUAUC